GGUUUGCGGGGUCGGCCGCCAGGCGGCAGGCAGGUGGUCCGGUCAGCUGGCCGUCGGUAGUGCCGCGGCGCCGGCCAGUUCAAAGCAGGGCGCUGUCGAGGGGUGCCGUGUCGACCGCGACGCGACGAGCCAGGUGUGUGCGCCAGCAGUGUGUCAGGACGGCCGCCGCGCUCGCUGGCCAAUUUGGCAAGCGGGUCGUCGGAUUGAAUGAGAGAUCGGGCUGAGUUUGCGCAAGAGCGGCACCGGCCGCGCCAGGGGCCCGAUAACGCCUUAUUCGACAUGAGCGCCGUCGCAUUAUGAAUCGACUGGCGCAGUGAGCUGACAGCCAGGGUGUGUGAAAGUCGUCGGGAGGUCGGCACUGGCUGCGUACGACGGCUCGGAGCGCGGCAGCCUCUCAGCUUGUCCCUGUUGUGUGCCAGUGAGACAGCGAGUGUGAGGUGAGGAGGGCAGCGGCGGCACGGCGACCGUGCCAACUGGCCGCGCGACCGGCGACGCAGCGGUGGCGAAACAGCGGCCCGUGUUGUCCCCGUGACGGUGGCCGGUGACGCAGGUGGCCGCUGAGACCCUCCAGGGCCGUCUCCGGGACCGGCCGCUGCACUGGAGCGUCGGCCGGCGGUCGGCGUGUAUGAUAGACUGACGGAGCUGUUGGUGGUGACGGGCGCACGUUCAGUGAUUUGGAGUCACGUGGUGGCAUCUGUUGUGAUACUUGUGCAUGCCCUUGACCUCUAAGAGGUCACUUGACCUGGGUGAGGUCGGAAGCAGUGUUGGUGACCCUACGGUUGUGAUUGGAAACAAGUGACCCAGAGUCCGCUGCAGAUCACUGAUCAGUGACCGCCGGUGACCGGCCGGAGCCAGUGACCGGGUCAGUGUGUCGGGUCACCGGUCACACCCCAGCGCCGUGACCGGGGAUCAGUCCCUCUCCAGCUCUCGCCGAUGGGCGAGAGCAGCCUGAUCGCCGCCAGGAGCACAAUGGUCAACCCCACAGUACGGAAAAUUUGCGCCAACUGUAAAUGUGACCGGGAGAGUCACGACCUGUGCCAGGAAGACUGGGUGAACGUCAGAGACCGGCUCGGCUUCACAGGCGUGCUGGAGCCCGACAAGCGGGUGUCCAAGGACAGGGCGUUCCAGCAGGGCUACUCCUGGGUACCGCCCGGACUCAGUCGAGAAAAGAUCGAGGAGUAUAUGAGCCAGCUGCCGAACCACAAGGUACCGCGGCUGGGAACCACAGGCGAGAAGUACCGAGAGCGGAACCUGGUUCACCAGCUGCCCGCGCAGGACUUGGCGCUCACACACUGCCGGCACGUGGCGCCCGAGCAGCAGCGAGCGUUCCGCGACUUCGUCCAGGCGAGAAACGACAUCGCGCUAGACGUCGGCUUCGUCCGAGAACUCAACCAUUCCUCCGAGUGCCGCAAGUGCCAGGGUGUGAUACGACACGGCGAGCUGGCCGUGAUAGCUCCUCGCUUCGGUGAUGUAACGUGGCACCCUGCGUGUUUCGUGUGUCACACGUGUGACCAGCUCCUGGUGGACCUCACCUACUGUGUCUAUGACGAGGAGAUCUACUGCGAGAGGCACUACGCCCAGCAGCUGAAGCCCCGCUGCGCUGCCUGUGAUGAGUUGAUUUUCAGUGGCGAGUACACCAAGGCGAUGAACAAGGACUGGCACAGCGGCCACUUCAGCUGCUGGCAGUGCGACGAGUCGCUCACCGGCCAGCGGUACGUGCUGCGCGACGACCACCCCUACUGCAUCAAAUGCUACGAGAACGUGUUCGCCAACACCUGCGACGAGUGCAACCGGCUCAUCGGUAUUGACUCCAAGGACCUGAGCUACAAGGACAAGCACUGGCAUGAGGCGUGUUUCCUGUGCAACAAGUGCCGCAUGUCGCUGGUGGACAAGCAGUUCGGCUCCAAGGCGGACAACAUCUACUGCGGCCCCUGCUACGAUGCCCAGUUCGCCACGCGCUGCGACGGAUGCGGCGAGAUCUUCCGUGCAGGCACGAAGAAGAUGGAGUACAAGACGCGCCAGUGGCACGAGAAGUGUUUCGCGUGCUGCGUGUGCCAGACGCCGAUUGGCACCAAGUCGUUCAUCCCUCGCGAGCAGGAGAUCUACUGCACGGGCUGCUAUGAGGAGAAGUUCGCCACCCGGUGCAUCAAGUGCGACAAGAUCAUCACCACUGGCGGCGUGACCUACAAGCAGCAGCCGUGGCACCGCGAGUGUUUCACCUGCACCAACUGCAACACCAGCCUGGCCGGCCAGCGGUUCACCAGUCGUGACGAGAAGCCCUACUGCGCCGACUGCUUCGGCGAGCUGUUUGCCAAGCGGUGCACCGCCUGCUCCAAGCCCAUCACCGGCAUCGGUGGCACCCGGUUCAUCUCGUUCGAGGACCGGCACUGGCACAACGACUGCUUCAUCUGCGCCAGCUGCAGCAAUUCGCUGGUCGGAAAGGGCUUCAUCACCGACGGCUCGGAUAUCCUUUGCCCCGAGUGCGCCAAGCAGCGGCUAAUGUGAGCUGCUGACACCUGGCGGGCGCGGCCAGAAGCUGAAGUUGCGCCGACGGGCGCGUGGGGGCUGAGGUGUGCCGAGCCGGGCCGAGCGCUGAUGGAGGCUCGGAAAGUGUGACACUUCUAUCUUUCUCUAUUUUGUGUUGGUAGACAUUUGCGCGAGUAAGUGGUGCGCGGAGUGAGUGGUUAGGCGUGCAAUAUCAUGAAUUUUAUACAUGGGUGCUAGGACGUGACACGAGAGACACGGUGAGCGGGCGUGCUGUGGCGGGCCACCCGGCCCUGCCCGCGCCGCCCACCGCUGCACACGGCACACACUAGUCACAGCACACACCCCACUGACACAGACAGACACACGGAGCACAGACAGCGUGUCACGUCCCGGCCGAGCGCGCCGGCCGGUCGACAGGAGAGAGUCCGAGAGCGCGCGCGAGAGGGAGGGAGAAGAGUGGCGCGCCGAGCGCCGAGCGGACGACGAGUGAGCGAGAGUGGAGCGCAGCGGCUCGCCAGACGGCGGGCAGAGCCGCGCCAGCCACCGAUUGACUAACCCGUCUCCAUUAACCCGUAGUCGGGCCGGUGGGGGCGGCGGCGUCCCGGUAGUGGGAUCGCCCGCCGCCGCCGCCGUCCUGCCGCCCGUCGCCGCCGCCGCUGCCGCCGACACGGCAGCGGGGAGCGCGCGCGUGCGUGAUAUAUACUGAACCUGCUAGUCGGCUGUCGCUUGACUCGAUUGCGUUUUACCCGUAGGGAUCAUGAUGAUUUGAGAUGUUGUAUUUAUUUCCUGCGCGUGCCGCCUCCGAGGGCGAGUGUUACAGGCCUGUACAUAGAAGAACGAGCGCUGCGGCGGCACGCGAGACAUGCCUUACAGCCUGGACUCGGGGCCUUACUGUCUCAAGGCUACUGACGUAUGGGUCAGAAAGAACAGUAUAUAUUUCCUUCCACCGUAACAAGGCCUCCCUUUCCACCCAUACAUGUAACUUCAGUUGACCCGAGCGUUCACAGUAACCUAUCAGUCUGCUGGCCAGGCUGCGCGGAUCUUCCGGGACCCCUCCGGAAGGCCAGGGGGCUGAUGGCUCCUCCGGCCACCGAGGGGUCUCCGGGGGUCCGCCCGACUCCACCUGCAGAGUUCCAAAUUCGAGCCAGGAUCCGCUGUUAGAUUGUUUCCCAAGUUUUUGGUUCCUUUGUCCCCUCGAGGAGUGUUGUUCUAUCGACUUCCUGCCGUCCUGUUCAACAACUCUCCUCAAAUGUCAUGUGGGUAGUUAUUUUUAUUUUUGAACUUUCACCAUCUUUUAUGUAUGUUGGCUGUUGUUAAUAUUUCGCUUGUGGAAGGAAAUAAACGCUUGAUUAACCAUU
Molecule: messenger RNA, 3845 nt
Organism: Amphibalanus amphitrite
Lineage: Eukaryota; Metazoa; Arthropoda; Thecostraca; Balanomorpha; Balanidae
Product: four and a half LIM domains protein 2-like
Exons: 11
Coding region: 934-2505 (523 amino acids)
Cellular component (GO): Z disc; nucleus
Molecular function (GO): transcription coregulator activity; zinc ion binding
Source: RefSeq, a predicted model, not a curated record